This is a messenger RNA of Pomacea canaliculata, 7498 nucleotides long. RefSeq names its product RING finger and SPRY domain-containing protein 1-like. NCBI's taxonomy places the organism in Eukaryota, Metazoa, Mollusca, Gastropoda, Architaenioglossa, Ampullariidae. The transcript has 15 exons. Gene Ontology annotation, cellular component: cytoplasm. Bases 432 to 2126 code for a protein of 564 amino acids. Gene Ontology annotation, molecular function: protein binding; ubiquitin-protein transferase activity. The record is from RefSeq and is a predicted model, not a curated record.
UUAGAUAUACCCAGUGUGCAUCUUGGUAAUGGCGGAAUUCAUGUCGGCUGCUAUACUCUGUCUUUCUUAUUAAAAACAUAAUGUGAUAAUUAUACGUGGGAUGGGCACAUAUAGUUUGAAUUUUCUAUAACAGUGAGAUAAUAGUACUGUCUCAUAAGGAUGCCUUGAAGAAUUUGCUAUCAACACGGCCCAGUAAACCUGAGUCUGUUCUUACAAACCAGGACUGUGUACUUUGAUAUUUGUGGAUUGAGCUUUGCUUUACAGAGAAGUGUUAUCUGUUCUCAGCAUCUGAAAUAAGGUGGACAUAAGAUAUGUGGGAGACAAGCUUCAACACAUGCGUUGUGUACAAGAAUAAUUUAUUACAGAAGAAAUUGGACAAAAGAUAAGGAAGCCUUCUUCAUAUUGAUGAUUCUCCUCUGUUGUAUUACAAAAUGGGGUCAUGCCUAUGUGUGGACAAAAACCAGGAUCCUCCAGUUGUUUCUGCAGGUCCUGCAGGAACUCAGCCUGAUCCAGCACCACCUCCAUCCAAUCCACCUUCACGCCGCCACACUGUGAAUGGUCACACUUCACAUGGUGAGAGGCACCGGCAUGGGUCAGGAUCCCGGUGGAGUCGUGAGCCCAAAGAAAAAGAUAUUGAUAAACUUGUGUUGGAGACCUUGUCAUUGAUAAGGACACUUGUGGAUAAUGAUCAAGAACCUCCUCUGGCAAUGGUCAUUCUCCAUAAAGUUGCGGACUGUGAUGCAGGCUGGCUGAAUGUGGUAAAGUCGCUUAUCCGUGUUAUCCCAUUGGAGGAUCCUCUGGGCCCAGCUGUGAUAGCUCUUUUGCUGGAUGAGUGUCCUCUUCCCACUAAGGAAGCAUUGAUGGAAUUGCGGGGCCACUUAAACCUGUCUCAGAUAGAUUCCAGCCGUAACUACCACAAACCAUGUCAGCAGAGAAAUAUUUGUGUGGUGCUUGGCUGUUUGGCAGAGAAGAUGGCAGGACCAAGCAGUAUAUCAUUAAUGUCUUCUGAUGUUCUUCAUUUUCUCUUCUCACAUUUGAAUCCUAUUAAUCAUCCUGUUGUUAUUUUGCAUUCCAUUAUUGCUCUUGAGAAGUUUGCACAAACAAGUGAAAAUAAAGUGACAGUGUCACAGCUGCUGCAAAGGAUGCCAGUCCACCCUCUUGAAGUGUUACAGGACUGGAGUAGAGAUCCCAACUACAGCAAGCGAGAGGUUGGCUUCUGUGCUCGAUGGUGCUUAGACAACCUGUUUGUUUUGGAGGGUCGUCAGUUUACAUAUGAACAGUUGGAUUUAUCCAGAUUGAAUGUAAUGCUCAACAGCAAUGAUGUCAGUGAAUACUUAAAAAUUUCAGCAGAUGGUUUGGAGGCAAGAUGUGAUGCUUCAUCAUUUGAAAGUGUGCGUUGUACAUUUCAAGUAGAUACAGGAGUUUGGUAUUAUGAAGUGUUGAUAAUUACUGAUGGUGUCAUGCAGAUAGGCUGGGCAACAAAGGAAAGCAAAUUUCUCAACCAUGAUGGAUGUGGAAUUGGUGAUGAUGAAUUCUCCAUGGCCUAUGAUGGCUGUCGGCAGCUGAUCUGGUAUCAGGCCCAGAGUGAGUCUCACACACAUCCCUGCUGGAAGCCAGGUGAUGUACUGGGGCUUCUUCUGGAUGUGGACAACCAGAAGCUGGUUUUCUAUCUCAAUGGAGAUCCACUCCCACCCUACAGGCAGCUUUUCAACCAUGCACGGAGUGGUUUCUUUGCAGCAGCCAGCUUCAUGUCCUUUCAGCAGUGUGAAUUCAAUUUUGGUGCCAAGCCCUUUAAAUUCCCUCCACCUAUAUGUUUCCGCACCUUCAACUUGCAUGGACGUCUUACAGAUGAGGAGCGCAUCAUUCUUCCAAGGCAGAAGAAACUGGACCUGUUGAUGCAAGUCACAGUAAAAGAAGACUCGUGCACAUUGUGCUUUGACCUACAGGCCAACACCAGACUUAUGGAUUGUAAACAUGCAGGCUUUUGUGAUGAAUGUGCUCUUCAGCUUGAGAAGUGCCCCAUCUGUCGUCAAGAAAUUCGUCAGCGUAUUUUGAUUUCUGAUGCCAUGGAAACUAGUUCUUCAGAAGCUGGUAGCAAGGGUGGCUCACCUAAACGAUUAUCUUGAUGAUUUGUUCCCAUGCAUAAUGGAGUUUUUUUAUAUUGUGUUUAAACGCCAUGACCAAAAAAAAAAUUGAAUGCUGACAAAUAUUGUUGUAUAGACUUCAACAGUACUUUUGAAUUCUUGUUCUCCACAUGUCAGGUUUGAGUAGCCAAUUAUUAGGAAAUUAUGUCUAUUUAUUGAAAUCUUUGUUCAAGGAAACUUUUUUUGGGGGGUGGGGUAAGAGGCAGUGAGGUUAGGAUGAGAAGGAGUUAAUGGAGAUUAUGCUCAUCUAUCAAAAUGCUUUUGAAGGAUGAACUAUUUACCUUUUUUUUCUUGUUUUUAAAUCAUUGGUCUUUUUUAAGCUUCAAGUGUUGCAUGCAGAAUAUGUGAAAAAUACUUUAAAACUUACAACUGAAUAAUGCUGCUGAGGUCGGUAUAUCGAGUCUAAAGGCAUUUAGACUCGGAAAGUGAAGCCAUUUACUACAGAGGUGUGCGAGGUGCUACACAGUGUACCAACAGUCUGUCAUGGACUCCCCCACUAACCCUGACACUUAUCAAAGUUAAUGUGGUGCAUGGAUGAAGGAAGUGCGUAUCAAAAGGUGCAGCUUCUUCCUGCUUCCCGGUAGUAAUACAAGUUACCUAACUUUUGGUAAAAGUUAGAGGGACAUAACCCUAAAAGGGAGAGGAAAGUGAGGGGUAAAUGUUCAUGAAAUAAUAGGCAUAACGGUAGAGCACACAGUCGAAGUUCAAGAGUUACCUGUCAUUUUUCUUCUGCUUUGGAAAGAUUUUUUUUUCAAAAGUGUCUAACAUCUGCAAGUUUCAUCCACGAGAUGACAACAGGGGUAGUUCACUGUACUGAGUUCAUUUGCUUAGCUCUGUGCUAUUGGAUUGUAUCUGGAGUCUGCAUCACCACACCUGAUACUACAUUUUGCUGCCCAAGGAAGUUACUGGAGUCAUGGUGUUGCUUGCUGCUCAUAGUCGGUUCCUGGAGCAGUGACAUGAGUUGGAUACUUCAUUGUGACCCUGUGCAGUGCUACUGUCCCUGAAGACUUAUCGUCAACUCUGUUCUAGCAGUUGUAAACUUGACAUGUCUUCUGUGCCUGGUGAUGUUCUGGACCUAUGCCUCCUACUGUGAUGUGAACUGUGUAAAUACUUUAUACUUGAGUUGAUCUCUUGUGACCACACCAGUCAUGAGGUCUACUUGGACUUUUAAGCAUUGCUAACAGUGGAAGUCAAUAUGCUGUAUAAUAUGGGUGUGCAUGUGUUUGUGUGCAUGUACAGGUGCCUGCAGGUGUGGAUAUGUUGGUGUGUCAGUUUUAUUUAUCCAUUAGAUAUAUUUUAUUCAUCGUUUGUUGUAUGGUGUAUAUAGAUAUAUAUAUUGCAUUGUAGACAGAAUAUUCACAAACCAGGGAAGCAACUAAAGAUUUUAAAUAUCAAAUAUAGACAGUGCCACUUUACAUACACUGUAAUUGGGUUUUUCCCUUUCUUUUCAUUUAGAAGUUUUAUAUCUGAUGAAAAAAUAAAUUGGUGUCUAAAACUUGUCUGAGCACUUUAAAUGGUGAGAUGUGGUGAGCUUGGUAGAAAGCACUGGAAUGUGUCUCGAGUUAGCUUUGUCAUCAGGUUAAUUUUUAGCAUUUUGCAUUCUCCAGAAAAUUAAGUUAAAGCUGACCUAUUUAUUCUAUUGGCUGUGAUCAUGUCUUACCUGAAUAAAUAGUUCUUUUGAGCCGUUGUGUCUGUAUCUGACAUAAUUAGCAACUUAUUACAUAUCUACAAUUAACAAAAACACCUUUUACUCACAAUGUGAAUUGCCUAUGCUGUAUGUAAUGAAUGCACUGGUUUAAGUGACAGUGGUACAGAAGUCAUUUUAGCUGAACUUCUUGUCAGAUUAAGGAGGAAAAUGCAGUGGCUUAGAAUUGUAGCAUUUAGCACAGUGUGAUACUUUUAAACGUGAUAAAGUAGAUCUGUCUGGCCGGUGUCCUGUGUGAAUUAUACACAGAUGCUAGAGAUUCACAUCAUAGUCAAGUUGCCUAUUUGUGUUAAUGGCAAUAUUUCCAAAGUUCCUUGUUUAAUCUGUUGGAUGGGCUUUUUAAAAGUGAUUAUAGAUCUAAAUGUAUUGGUAGUGUAGCAUGAUAAUGAUUAAGGGGGAAAAAACCCUAAAAAAGUAGGUCAUGCAUGUCUUUUGUUUUCAUUAAUAGGCAGAAUGAACUAGUUAUAGAAAAUCUUCUGCAAACAACAUAUAUUUUCUUAAUGAAUACACUGAUCAGGAGUUCUGUUGUCUUGUUGCUGGAUCAAAAGUGCUAGAACUAUAUAUUAAUGUUAAUGCUAUAGCCAGUCGGCAAACUGCCAAUGUUUUGAUUUUAACAUCUUCAGCUUCAGAUAAUUAUUUUACAAACUGAUUUUUUUUCAUUUAAUUUUGUUAAGCUAUGUGUAGGUAAGAGCUCUUUCUUUUUCUAAUGUCCCUGGUAACACAUGCUCCAUAUUAUCUUUACACUGUGCUGCUGUGAUGCACAAGGGGACAGAACACUUUACAUGAAUCCAUACACAAAUUGUUUUUCAGUUAUCUUUUUUUAAUUCUGUUCCUUGGAAGAUUUGUUAUGACAGCAGGUUUCAUGAGAACAUUUUAUGUAUAAUUAAGGACAAAACAUGAUGUUUUCCAUACACUGGUGCUUGGACUGAUUGACAGGCAACCUACAGGAAGUCAGGAAAGAAUGUUAAAUAAACACCAUUCGUGAGAUUUACAGCCAGUCUUACAAGCUGAGCAGCAUUUUAUUCCCUUCUAAGAUACUAAGUCACAUGGAUUUUUUUUCACUGUUUCCAUUCCAUGUCUUUUGUUUAGCAAAAGGAUAGACACCCAGAUGGGCAGUUAAGCAUUUCAUUUGAAAAUGCCUAAGAUCGUUUGUUUUCAAGGUUUUAUUUUAGUCUUUUGUUUUUUUUCAGCAGUGCUUGCAGAAAGUUGUUGAGAAUGGAUAUUUGUCUGUUAUUCCAAGAAUAUUGUAAUGAAGAUGUCUCUUGGAGCUGUGAAGCAGCUUUAAGGCUACUUUUUAAAGAAUAUGGCAUAUCAAGUUAGUUUCUUUUCAUCCUUUUAUGUCACAGAAGUUAGGAGGAGAGAGGCUUUUCCUCUAUGUUGUGCUGUAGCUUCAUUGGAGAACGUUGUUGAGAACUAGUGUUGCACCUCGUGUCCAGUUUUCACAAAAUUGAAAAAAAAAAAAAAAAGUUCACAGAUGUGUUACUUGCUGUACAUGAAUUGAUAAUGUUGUUGGUAGUAAUCAUCAUUCUGUUGGCACUGGAACCAUGAAUGUCUUCCUCGUGGAAGCAGUAUUGUUCUCUCUGUCUGAACAUGUAGAGAAUGAGCUGCCAAGAUCCAAAGUCUAAACAUUCUCACAGAUGUGGAAGUUUGAUAAUGUGCCUCUCCAAAGCUUGCCCACCAAGAAGAUUGACUUGGCCACUAUAUGUAUCUCUGCAGAGAAUUCUUCACUUUUGAAGACAAAAUUGGCUUUUUGAGCCAUACACUAUUCUUCACAUAGAUCAUGGGAAAUGAACCUAGAGUUAGCUGGCAACCCUCCGCACCCCCUUCCUCCCAAUUCACCCCAUCCUUCAUCACCAGCAGUUUGGCUUGUAAGUUUGUUUUCUGAAAAUAAUACUGAUAAUUAUUUAUCAGAGUUAAGAGGAUGACAUUUAACAAUCAGAUGGCAAUCUAAAAAUUUUGUCUUGGUCUUGCUACUUUGGUGAUGAAGGAAGGGAGAUAACACAUCAAACUCUGAAGUACUAAAUUCUUGGGCGGGGUGGUGGUGGUGAAACCAGAUUAUAAAAGAUUCAAAAUGUUUUCUUAAAUUGAUGUAUACAUCUAAAUUUAAAAAAGUGUACUCAAAGAUGCACAUAAUUGUGGUAGCCUGUGUCACUGUUCUUAAAAAGAAAAACAAAGGUACAAAAAUAGCUUAUUAAAGUCUUGACUUUGAUGAUUUGGUAAGCAUACUUCGAUUGGAUUUCAAAUUGUGUACAAAGUUCCUUAGAUAGCGUUUUGAACAGUCUAGCAGCAGAUGUUCUGAGGAGUCUUGCAAUGCCAACAUCAAUUUUUAUUAUCUUCCUGUAAUAUUCACAGCUUGAAAAGUGUUUUAUGAUUAAUGGUGAGUAGCAAAUCAUAUAUUCAUGAUAAUUUUGUGAGAUGUAUAAAACAUUUUAGAUUCUGUUCUGUAUUUCUCUCUUGCUCAGAUGGGACUUAUUACUGUUAUCUGAAGAGAGCACAAGGUAGUGUGGGUCAUAUGAGGUAUGAUGUAGUAAACAAUGUCAUGAUUAAUUUUUCUCCAGCGGAUUGUGUAUCAAUAUAUUACAGGUGGAGGAAGAUUGUGUGAAUCUAUGCGUGAUUGUGUACAAAGGUGUGAGCAUUGAGUCGUGAAAAAACGUUCAGGUGAAAAUAGAUCGGAUAUCCUCUGGUGACGUAGUUAUGAAAUGAGAGUAGUUUCCCCAGGUCAACAUAGGGAACUAAAGGAAAAGUUUGUUUUCAUUGUUAUAGUGCUAUGCCCAGACCCUAUGGAUAUUACUUUGUUUCUUUACCUCCUUUCGCUUUAUAGCCAUGGCUCCAGGGAUAAACAUCUGCUGGGUCUGAAUACUACUUUAUAAUGCUUGUCUUAUCAUUCCUUCUGUUGUCCCAGGGUUAGCCUUACUCUCACUUCAUAACUAUGUGGCCUGGAGAGAGUCAAGCAGACACAUUCUCAGGUGAACCAUAUCUGCAGUCACAUUGUGUCACCUGUAAAUAUAAAUGCAUUGGUGUGUUUAUUCUAUUCCCAAGUCUCUGAACAUUUUCUUGAUUUUCCUAUGCAUUUAUUUGAUGACAGAUUGCAUAAUAGGAAUAUAAUAGAUGAUGCUUGCAUAAUGGCGAAGUUUUGUUGAUUGCUUUUACAUAUGUUUACAGUUAGUGUGCAAAACAUCAUUGACUUUGUCCUAACACUUCAACCAGCCUUAACAUUUGCAGAUAGAAGAAAUAAAAGUAUUGCACUCUAAAUGGCAUGAAGGUCAUUUUUAAAACUAUCUGCAAAUGGGGUAGACUUCGUGUUAUUUGCAGAUUUUGAUAUGUUUGAAGCGUAAAAUUGAAAGUUUGUGUGAUUUUGAUAAUGUUUCACAAUUUUUGUUGAUUUUUUUUUUUUAAAUUGAUGUUUUCAUUUCUGAAUGUCGGGCAAGAUUCUUUUGGCUGUAACUGUUGUAGAUGAUUUUCACUAGCUGUAGUAAUGACUUUAUUCGGAUAAAAUAUCCACAUAUUACCAGAUCACAAUGUAAAGUUACCAGACUGGAAAAAAAAUAAUGAACCCCUCUUUUCACUUGUCUGAGUGUCUACAAUUUGUAAGACCUCUCACUCUGCACAAAUAAUGUGCUAAACUGAAUUAAACCUGCUAAAAAAAAAA